Molecule: messenger RNA, 2370 nt
Organism: Penicillium malachiteum
Lineage: Eukaryota; Fungi; Ascomycota; Eurotiomycetes; Eurotiales; Aspergillaceae
Product: serine/threonine protein kinase CLA4
Exons: 2
Coding region: 1-2370 (789 amino acids)
Biological process (GO): regulation of MAPK cascade; protein phosphorylation; intracellular signal transduction
Cellular component (GO): cytoplasm
Molecular function (GO): ATP binding; protein serine/threonine kinase activity
Source: RefSeq, a predicted model, not a curated record
AUGGGCUUGAAUUCUCCGACUACCCCCGCUUCCGGUCUAUCUCUCUUCCCCAACACCAGUACCCCGUCCUUGGCCCGGUCCCAAACCGCCGGUGGAGUCACUAUUGUGAAGGAGGGUCCUGUGCGCUGCAAGGAAGACAAGUUUCUUGCCUCGUGGAACCAGCGUCAGCUUAUCUUGCGCGAAUACAAAAUCGAAUUUCUAAAGACUGAAUCUGGGAAGGUUGUCCUGUCCUUCCCUCUCUCCACCGUCACUUCUGUCCAGCGAUCAGAGGACACCAAGUUGGCCUUUGAUAUCACCCGCUUGGCCAAUCCAAAGGAUGUUAAUAAUAAGGUUGCUUUGAUCACCCGUGAUGUGGCCACCAAGACCAUCACCUGUGAGGUAAAGAAUGACGAAGAGAUCUAUGAAUGGAUCGAUAAGAUCUAUGAACGUUGCCCUGGCAUGGGCGGAGUCAGCAACCCAACUAAUUUCAGCCACCGUGUGCAUGUUGGCUUUGACGCGCAAUCUGGUGGAUUCAUAGGCUUGCCUCCAGAGUGGGAGAAGCUGCUGACCACAUCCGCCAUCACAGAAGAAGACUAUGCGAAGAACCCGCAAGCUGUCAUUGAGGUUCUGGAGUUUUACUCUGACAUCAAGAUGCGAGAGCAGAACCCGCAAUACUAUGGCGGUAUGAAUAAACCAGCGGCCGCGGGAAGCCCGCCUAAGCUGCCCACAAGUACAUCAAUGGGCAGUGGAAUUGCUCCUCCUCGCCCUGCACCUCCUGGUCCAAUGCAGCGCCUAGACACCACACAGUCAGGUAGUAUGCGCUCCGUCUCAUCACCCACUACUGGAGACCGCAAUGCAGAGCAGCAGCAGCAACUCGCGCGUAUGAAGGAAAUGGCUGACCAGGAACGUCGUCGUGUCGAGGAGGAGAACCGUCGCCGAGAGGACCAAGAGUACAAUGCCUCUCUGCCCAAGGCCCGUGUUCCCCUGGCCAAGCAGGAGUUGGGUGGAUAUGGAGGAUCUCCCGACACCCGCUAUCAGCCCAGCCGUCCUGCCCCCCAAGCACCAGGUUCUUCACGCAGUCCAGGUCCCGAUCCUCGUCAGUUGACCGCCCAAAGACCAGCUCCAGCACCACCAUCAUCUCAGAACUCCUAUGGAAAGUCUCAUGUCCGCACUCCGGGUGGCGGUUCUCAGAGUGGCAACGGAUCGAUUUCAUCGUCUUCACACUACAACACACCAAGCGAUGCCCGUUCUCAGGCUUCUCAAGCUAGUCGCUCACAGCAGGCUCAGGGUCCUCCACCAAGCAGACUGCCCGCACCGGUGCAGCAGGUCAAGCCAUUGAACAUUGCUAACAAGCAACCGGCUGCCAAGGCUGUUCCGGACAGUGUCCGUCAAGCAGAGGCAGCAUUGACCAAGAAGCCCGAGCCACACAAGAAGGAGGUGCGCAUGUCGGCUAUGUCAGAGAAUGAGGUCAUGGACCGUCUGCGAUCAGUAGUCUCCAAGGACAAUCCCAAUGAGUCUUACAGUAAGCAACGCAAGAUUGGUCAAGGUGCUUCUGGAUCCGUGUAUGUUGCGCGUGUUAAAGAAGGGGCCACAUCGGCAGUGGCUCGUGAGCUGUACCGACAGUAUGGUCCAAGAUGCCAGGUCGCCAUUAAGCAGAUGGAUCUGCGCAGUCAGCCUCGUAAGGAAUUGAUUGUCAACGAGAUCAUCGUCAUGAAGGACAGUCAGCACGCCAACAUCGUCAACUUCUUGGAUUCUUUUUUGCAGGAAUCGAGCAAUGAACUCUGGGUCGUUAUGGAGUUCAUGGAGGGUGGUGCUUUGACCGAUGUGAUCGACAACAACCCAGUCAUCCAGGAGAACCAGAUUGCCACCAUCUGUGCCGAGACUUGCAAGGGGCUGGCCCACCUGCACGCCCAGAACAUCAUCCACCGUGAUAUCAAGAGUGACAACGUUCUUCUCGACCGUGUUGGUCACGUUAAGAUCACCGAUUUCGGUUUCUGCGCCAAGCUUACCGAGUCCAAGAACAAGCGAGCCACCAUGGUUGGUACUCCCUACUGGAUGGCCCCAGAGGUUGUUAAGCAGAAGGAGUACGGCCCCAAGGUCGAUUGUUGGUCCUUGGGUAUCAUGGCUAUUGAGCUGAUUGAGUCCGAGCCUCCUUACCUGAACGAGGAGCCAUUGAAAGCCCUGUAUUUGAUUGCCACGAAUGGUACUCCGCGUUUGAAGAAGCCGGAGAAGCUGAGCAAGGAACUUAAGGCUUUCUUGAGUGUUUGUCUCUGCGUUGAUGUCCGCAGCCGUGCCACUGCAGAUGAGUUACUUGCCCAUGAGUUCCUGUCGACCGGCUGCAGUCUGGCCAGCUUGGCCGAGUUGUUACGCUGGAAGAAGGCAACCGGCUAG